Messenger RNA from Fusarium mangiferae, 771 nucleotides. RefSeq names its product putative translation initiation factor eIF-4E. Gene Ontology annotation, cellular component: cytoplasm; eukaryotic translation initiation factor 4F complex. The record is from RefSeq and is a predicted model, not a curated record. The transcript is spliced from 3 exons. Lineage: Eukaryota; Fungi; Ascomycota; Sordariomycetes; Hypocreales; Nectriaceae. Gene Ontology annotation, molecular function: translation initiation factor activity; RNA 7-methylguanosine cap binding. Gene Ontology annotation, biological process: translational initiation. The coding region runs from base 1 to 771 and encodes 256 amino acids.
AUGGCCGCCGCUGUAGCUGACACCCCCAAGAUGGACGAGCAGGUCGACCUCACCACCAUCCCUGUCGACCCUGCUGGCAAGGAGGAUUCUUCCGAUGUCAAGGACGAUGACAAGCCCGUCACCGUUUUCCACGACAAGGACAACUUCAACGUGAAGCACCCUCUUCAGAACAAGUGGACUCUCUGGUUCACAAAGCCUCCGAGCGGCAAGGGCGACAACUGGAACGAUCUCCUCAAGGAAGUUAUCACCUUCGACUCCGUUGAGGAAUUUUGGGGCGUUUACAAUAAUGUCGCACCCGUUUCCGAGCUUUCCCUCAAGUCCGACUACCACCUCUUCAAGGCCGGCGUUCGCCCCGAGUGGGAGGACCCCCAGAACAAGCAUGGCGGCAAGUGGUCUUACCAGUACAAGGACAAGCGAAACAUCGAUGUAGACCGUCUCUGGCUCCAGGUCAUGAUGGCCGCUAUUGGCGAGACCCUCGAGGACGAGGACGAUGGCGAGGUCAUGGGUGUAGUUGUCAACGUUCGAAAGGCCUUCUUCCGAAUUGGUGUCUGGACUCGUACCAUCGGAAAGAGCAUCCCCGGUCGAGGUGAAGGCGAUGUCGCUGGUGGUAAGGGCCGCAGUGGUGAGAAGGGUAGGGACAUUCUCCUGUCUAUCGGCCGCAGGUUCAAGGAGGUUCUCGAGCUGCCCGCGUCAGAGCAGGUUGAGUUCUCUGGACACACCGACAGUGCCCACUCGGGCAGCACACGAGCCAAGGCUAAGCACGUUGUUUAA